Myotis davidii is the source of this 561-nucleotide messenger RNA. It is a transcript of the gene ZNF784, whose product is annotated as zinc finger protein 784. Gene Ontology annotation, molecular function: RNA polymerase II cis-regulatory region sequence-specific DNA binding; DNA-binding transcription factor activity, RNA polymerase II-specific. The transcript has 4 exons. Gene Ontology annotation, biological process: regulation of transcription by RNA polymerase II; central nervous system development. The record is from RefSeq and is a predicted model, not a curated record. NCBI's taxonomy places the organism in Eukaryota, Metazoa, Chordata, Mammalia, Chiroptera, Vespertilionidae. Gene Ontology annotation, cellular component: nucleus. The coding region runs from base 1 to 561 and encodes 186 amino acids.
AUGAGGACGCUGCUCGCCCGCAGCUUGCAGUCUGUGGGGCGUGUUGGGGAGGCCUUGGGCAGGGUCCACAGGCUCCUCUCUUCUCCUCCACCCCCACCCCAGGUCCUGGUGCCCGAUGACAGCAGCCCCGCCACGCCCCCGCCUGACCUCAUUGAGAUCCAGGUGGUGAAGGUGACCGACACCACCCUGGUCCCCGAGCCCCCGGAGCCAGGCUCUCUUCACUGUGCCUUGUGCCCGGCUGCCUUCCGUCUGGUCUCCGAGCCCUUCCGCCGCUCCUCGGACAUGCGCGACCACGAGCGGGUGCACACGGGCGAGCGGCCCUACCACUGCGGCGUCUGUGGCAAGGGCUUCACGCAGUCCUCGGUGCUGAGCGGCCACGCCCGCAUCCACACCGGCGAGCGCCCCUUCCGCUGCGCGCUCUGCGCCCGCACUUUCAACAACUCGUCCAACUUCCGCAAGCACCAGCGCACGCACUUCCACGGCCCGGGGUGCGGGCCCAGAACUCCUCUUCUGAGGCCACUGAAAUCCAGGCAGCAAACGCCACUCCUGCCCAGCUCCUAG